AUGCUUUUGGUUGAAUUGCUUGCCUUAUCAACAAUUACCUUUUUAAGGGUGAUGAAGCAAAUUGAAUCUUUAAUAACAUUAACAAAGGUCGUGUCGAGUCUUUUCCUAAAAGCAUCUUGGGCUCGAGUUUAUGUCAGGCGUCGCAUUCAACACUUCGAGAAAUUUGAUGUUAAGCUUCGACCGCAACACUUCGAGGCGUUCUUUCACACAAAGGGUCAAUCCAGAGGACUUUGUAACAAUUUAACAAAUAUCGUGCUAGGUCGUUUCGUAAAGUGCCCUGGACUUCAUGUUCACCCAAAGGGCAAAUCCAUGGGAUUUCUAACAGUAUAUACCUUUUCACCGAGGGACUUUGAGCGUAGGUAA
Molecule: messenger RNA, 363 nt
Organism: Funneliformis geosporum
Lineage: Eukaryota; Fungi; Glomeromycota; Glomeromycetes; Glomerales; Glomeraceae
Source: the annotation of a GenBank genome assembly